AUGAAUAACAGUCCUAACAGCCACUUGGGCGAUCCCAAUCACGCCGUUGCCACUGACCUGCCUCAUCGGCCUGCUCCGAUUUCCAGUACUCGUUCGGGAACCGCAGGUCCGGAACGACGCCGGUCCACCGCCGGGUCCAACUCAAUUUUUAACAGCAACAACAACAGCAGCAACAGCAAUGGCAACGCUAGUGAGUCGGUGUCGGGCGAAUCCCCGCUUGCCCCUCACGACCAUCGCUCCUCGUUGAGCCACAAUGCGCUGCGUACCUCUAGUUCCUCCAGUCUCGGGGGUAGUCCAAUCAUCGCCUUGGGGGACCCGCAUCACCAGCGCGCGCCCUCGUUGGGGGAACUCCAUCAGGAAUUAGAACAGGAGCAGGAAGCGCAGGUGAAUCGACUGCUGCAGAUGAUCCGCAGCCAGCAGACUCAAUUGCACCAACUCCAGCAACAGCACCAGCAGCUGUCGCACCCGUCGUCCGGCACGGCAGUGGUCGACGACGCUGCCGUCCCCUUUCCCCCGGUUCCUCCGCACCCCGCCUCCGGUAGUCGGGCAUCGACCCAAUUAGCGUCCUCUCUGUCGAGUCGGCGCCCCUCCCGGCCCUCCAGUCAAGCCGGCUCACCCAGCCUGCGUCCCCGCGCUGAUUCGUCACGCGGCCCGGAGGGACUGGAGUGGGUUGGAGGCAUCGGGGAGAGCCCUGUCCGGCGGGGAAGCAGGGAUGAAAGUGCAUUCUACCAGGCUGAGGCGGCUAUGCUGACCCGGGAGAAUCGGAUGCUGCGACAGCGCAUUCGCGAGCUGGAACGCCAAGUCAGCGAGCUCACUGUUGGUGCCCAACCACUUCAACGUUCUGCGCUCUCUGGCAGCCAGGACACCGACAAUGCCGGCGUUCAGGAACCCGCGGGACGAGGAUCGGCAAGCGACUUGUCGGACAAGACAUGA
This is a messenger RNA of Aspergillus aculeatinus CBS 121060, 933 nucleotides long. RefSeq lists its product as uncharacterized. The transcript has 3 exons. Bases 1 to 933 code for a protein of 310 amino acids. The record is from RefSeq and is a predicted model, not a curated record. Lineage: Eukaryota; Fungi; Ascomycota; Eurotiomycetes; Eurotiales; Aspergillaceae.